AUGGCUGUGUUCCUGGGCUUACGCCCACAUGAUCCGGGAAUGGACCGCCUGGUUCCACUUGGGCGAGCCGUGGGCGAGGUCGAGUUGCACGACCGGUCCUUGCCGCCAGGGCAUGUGUACGUGGGGCGCGGGCACCAUUCGCACAGGCUACCAGUUACCAAAUGGUGCUCCCCGUACACUCCAGGACACGACUGCUCCCCUUCCGAGUGGAUGCAUCUCUUUGUCGAGCACAUCAUUUGCAAUUUCUGGACAUCUCUCCCCGACUUGCAGGGCGCGACCCUUGUCUGCGAUUGCCCCUUGGGCUCCUUGUGUGAAAGGGACGUCCUGGCAGGUCUGGUGUGGUACCAAUUGGCCUCGAGCCGGAGUGGAGGCAGCUGGCAGGGUCGGCCAGCCCCGGCAGGGAGUGCCGCGUGGGCCGCCUUCACCCAGAUACCGGCCUCUGUCGCCCAUGUUAUUCCCUAUUCCCCGCAGGAGUCUGUCAUCACGGCUUUCCGCAGCCUGUUCCCUUCCUCGGCCUUCCGUGGCUUCGUCUUUCCUUUCAUCGAGGACCUGGUGAACAGUCCUCCUUUCACUCUUUUCCCCCAGCUGCGGGAACAAGGGCUUCGCUGGGAUGGCGCGUUGGGCCCUUCUCUUUCUGACCCCGCCUGCAGGUUGAUGCAGCGCACAGCGGAGGGUCAGCAAGCGGGGGCGCUUUCAGGGAGGGCGGCGCUCCCCCCCCUCCUCCCCUUCGGCCUGUCCCCGGAUGAGCACUUCCGGCGCGAGUGUGUCGGCCCGCUUCGGGAGUUGAAGCGCCGUUGGAGCCAUGUGGGGGACCACCUGCGUAAGCUCCAGACCCCGGCAGUCCGGAAGGUCACGGCCCAGCGGGACCUGGGCUUGCUCAGUCUCUUUGUCGUUCUGUUGUCUUGGCCGGACACCACUCUCCCUUCACACCUUUUGUUCGGCAUGCCCGCGGUCGGUACCUCUCUCCCCUGCGGAGUAUUCCCACAGCAAGGCUUCGACACAAUUCCUCUCCAUCGUCUCUUCGAGAACGUGGAAUCCCACAACAAAGCUGUCCAAGGAUCUAUUCGGCCAGGCCCACACGAUGACUUUUUGCUGGAGCAAUCUACCAAGGACUUCGAAGCGGGGUUUUGUUCGGCACCGUUGUCCUGGUCGGAGCUUCUUCGCCACACCAAGGGCAAACCGAUUCGUUUGAUACCGAGGUGCGUGAUUUCUCAGGCUUCCGGGAAGCAGAGGGUGAUCGACAACGCGGACCAUGGAGGACAGAGCGAGUUAAGCUCUGACUCUAACAAGUUGGUGUUGUGCUCAGCCCUCCGCCCGGCCCAGCAUGUUUCCUUGGCAAUGCGAUGCGCCAGCCCGGCGGUCGCCCGCCGCCUGCUGGAGGAAGACCAGUGGGAAGGCGGCGGCGAAGACUGGCCGGACGCCUAUCGCCAUUGCCCUAUGGACGAGGACCAGUCCAGGGCCUGCGUGGUGGUAUGGUACCACAAGGAUUGGGCCCAGCCGGCGUGCCAGGUAUAUUCCGGUCUUCUCUUUGGGCUCCCUUUGGCAGUGACCAGCUUCAAUCGGCUCAGCCGUUUCUCCGAGGCGGUGGGCCGUCGGCUCGUCUGUGUCUUGGUCUCUAUGUAUUUCGAUGAUGCGCACCUUACCGACCCGGCUUCUGCGAAGGGCUCAGCCCAGUUCGCCUUCUCCGAGGUCAACAAACUUUUGGGCUCCCCCUUCGCGGAGGCAAAGCGACAGCCGAUGAGCACAGUCGGCGACUUUCUCGGGCUGGAGUGGGACUUCCGCGACGCUGAGCAGGAUAAUUCCCUGCCGCCAGGCUUGGCGUCGAAGCUGUAUGGUAUGCUCAAUUUCCUCGAACAGGGGGUGUAUGGCCGUAUUGGCACAGGGGGCAUCGGCGCCCUCAAGGAACGCCAGUACGAGGCAGCUCUGGAGUUGACGCCAGCUAUCCGCUCGUCAUUCGAGGUUAUCCGAGCCAUCUUGGCACUGCGACCGCGUCGGUCCGUGGAGGUGCUACCCUCCCCCUGUGCCCGAUUCGUCGCAGCUAGCGAUGCCGCGGAGGACGAACCGCGCAAGGGCACGGGCGGUUUCCUGUUGCUCUGGCCGGGCAGCGAGCCCGGCCGCGAAGCCUUCGUGGCACAGGUCGAUCGGCAUACGUAUGAUGCCUUUCUCCCGGGGGAGGUUAAAAUCGCGCAGCUCGAGCUCUCAAUGGUCCUCUUCGCCCUUACAGCUCGGGCUUCUACCUUUCGUUCUCGUCGUGGCACAUGGUAUAUUGACAACGUAGCCGCGCUUAUGGCACUCAUUCGAGGGCGUUCCGAUUCUCCCGACCUCGAGCGGCUGGCACACCUCAUUCAUGUGGCCCUCUUCUCUCUUCAAGUUUGGGUAUACUGGGAGUGGGUACCCAGUAAGUCCAACUGGUCCGACUCGAUCAGUCGAUUGGGUGCGUCGGACCCGUGGGCUGCUUCUCGCGGCUUCUGCCUUCACCACGCUCUUUUUCCUACCGAGGUGUGGUCUCUGCCUCUGGUGCCGGCCAUGCUGGUGUUUCAGUUUCUGUAG
This is a messenger RNA of Symbiodinium sp. CCMP2592, 2550 nucleotides long. Lineage: Eukaryota; Dinophyceae; Suessiales; Symbiodiniaceae. The record is from the annotation of a GenBank genome assembly.